Messenger RNA from Aspergillus welwitschiae, 1099 nucleotides. RefSeq lists its product as uncharacterized. The record is from RefSeq and is a predicted model, not a curated record. NCBI's taxonomy places the organism in Eukaryota, Fungi, Ascomycota, Eurotiomycetes, Eurotiales, Aspergillaceae. The transcript has a single exon. The coding region runs from base 537 to 992 and encodes 151 amino acids.
CUAGACUACAACUGUCAUGUUGACAUGUCGCCAUUCAGGGUUUACCAGUCUUACAUAUGGCAUCCAGCUUACAGGUCAUCAAUUUGGUAGGUAGUAGUGGACGGACCACUUCCGAUGCAUUGCCCAAUCAGUUUCUCGAUUAGGCUCGCGUUAACUCGGAGACUUUUCCUUCCAUGUGGAUUCCACCGCAACUUUGGUCGAAGUAGUUCGAUUGGCGAAAAUUUUCUGAUAUUGGGCAAGCGUACGCAAAACAGCCGGAGGAUGCCGCCCGCUGAGCUCAUUUUCUAAGCGGAGACAAACCAUGGCUCAGACUUGACUAUACUAGGCAGGCCAUAAUCUCCGUGCCGCUAAUUCCGGCUUCGCUCCGAUGAUGAUGCCGCUUUAACCGGCUGACCUGGUUGGUGAGACUGUUCAGGUACUCCCUCGGCCGUUCUGCCGUUCUUUGUGAUUCGCUCGAGGCAGCCACACUAGCUGGUGCGAAUUCAUUAAGCGACAUCAAGGAACUAUAACAGCCAGCUCUUCUCUAGCAGAAUUCGAUGGCUUCCUACCAGACGGUCCAACCGAUCCUGGUCAUGAAUCUGGCGAAGCAUAGGGAUUAUAGCUCUCCGGGUGGCACAGAAGCACUCGCUUCUGCUAGAGAUGUCUUUCCAUCGACACAUUCUACAAUAGCUAGAGAAGCCAUUACCCCAGACUCUUUGCUCAAGGACAGUAGUGAACCUCAUUGGCUUUUCGGACAUACUAAUUUCCAUAGCCACCUUAGCAUACACUAUCUGACAAGGUAUAGUUCUCGAUACUUAACGCACCUUAGCCAGAGUCUAUCAGAGUCUUCUCAUUCACUCAACUCGUUCAGUUUAACUUGCCGAGGAAUGUGCAAGUUGCAGUAUACGUACGGUCAAGUGAUUGAGAAUCGCACCCCUUACUUGAACAUGCCAGUCCCAUAUACGUACUGUGUUUUACUAACCCCACCGCAAGCACAGCCCUCGAGUAGGUGAGUGUGACCAGAAGUCACCGCAACAUGCCGCAAAAGACAGGGAGGGUGACUGCGGGGAGAUACAAAUCCAGCCUACUAGCCUGAAACAAGACAUGGGUAUGUCCUGCA